AUGGCGAGAACAAAAAAAGUUGUUUCUAAAAGAAUAAGGAAACAACAACUUAAAGAAUGUGCCAAAAAAAUGCAAGAGUUGAAAAAGGCAAGGAAAAGUUUGCAAAACGAACAGAUUCUGCCAGUAAAAUCAAUAAGCGACUUAGAUGCGAUUCCGGCAACGAAUGUGAAAGAAACCAAUCAUUUGGUAUUAGAAACCUGGUGUAAUAUUAAUAAAAGCAGCCAACUACAGGAUCAUGAAGAAACACAUAACGUCGAUAAAGUUUCUCAAAGUAGUGAAGUUAUUGAACAACAACUUAAACAAAUUAAGGAUGUUUCAAAUGAAAAUACACGCAAAAGAAAAUUUACCGAUGUAAAUAAUGAUAAUAAUAUAGAUAAAGAAAAACCAGAGUCUGUCAACGAACUAUGGGAUUUACCUUGUGAAGUAGCAACACAAGGACAGCAAAUUGAGAAAAUAAAAGAUGGGAAUCACAGAAUAGUGGAUUUCAAAUAUUUUACCGAAGAGCUUAUGCGAAUAUCCAGCCACAAAUCACUAUUCCAAUGUUCUUUUAACACCAUGGAGCUAAUUUCGGAAACAAAGAAAGGAAGGCUUAAGACUUACGAAGAAAAAGUUGACCAAAGAAGGAGAUACCACAGAACAAUUAAAAGACGGAAAAACCGUGCUUUGUUGCCAAAAAAACUUGAUUUCAAUUACGGCGAAAAUGUCGAAGCACCUGAUAUGGAUGCAGAAACAUAUCAAAACUGUAAAACCACUUUUUUGAAAAAUUUAGAGAAAUGCGACGCCGAAAGAAAUGAAAUUCAAUCACGCACAAUUCUGCAGAGUGAGAGCGGAGAGUGGAUGGAGUUACGCAGGAAUCUUCUAACGGCGUCUAAUUUUGGGAAAAUUGUUAAAAGGAAAAGAACAAAUAGUUGUGCCAAUACUGUCAAAAAUAUGCUUUACAAACCAGACAUUGGGCACGUGGCGUCAAUAAACCAUGGCCGAACACAUGAGAAGGUUGCUCUAGAGCAACUAUCGAAAUUAUUAAAAGUGACUAUAGACCCGUGUGGACUAUACAUCGACAAAACUCAUCCAUUUUUGGGAGCAACACCAGAUGGUAUUAUAGAAAAUAACACCCUGGUAGAAAUAAAAUGUCCUGUAAUUCCUUUUAAAAUCGGCAUUGAGGCAGCCAUAAGUCAAGGCAAAAUGCAUUUAUGGAGGAUAAAUAAAAAAACAGGGGAUAUCGUAAUAAAUAAGAUGUCCGACUGGUAUAUGCAGGUCCAGGGACAGAUGCAUGUUUGUGAUGUACCAAAAUGCAUAUUGGCAGUAUGGUAUGGAGACAAUCAGAUAAAGGUAGAAGAAAUUUUUAAAGAUGAUGAGUUUUGGACUGAUAAGAUGGAGCCAAAAUUAAUUUCUUUUUAUUUUGACUGUCUCCUACCAGAAUUGGUGGACCCGCGUCACACUCGAAAGCUACCGAUUCGGGAACCUAAUUACGUAAAUAUCAGUAAAAAUAAAGAAAAUUUGAAUGAUCGAGAAUCAAUGACCGAGGAGCCCAUCAACGUAAUUUCUGAAAUACAAUUUAGUCAAUUUUAG
Molecule: messenger RNA, 1569 nt
Organism: Spodoptera exigua (beet armyworm)
Lineage: Eukaryota; Metazoa; Arthropoda; Insecta; Lepidoptera; Noctuidae
Source: the annotation of a GenBank genome assembly